Chenopodium quinoa (quinoa) is the source of this 390-nucleotide messenger RNA. RefSeq lists its product as uncharacterized. NCBI's taxonomy places the organism in Eukaryota, Viridiplantae, Streptophyta, Magnoliopsida, Caryophyllales, Amaranthaceae. The record is from RefSeq and is a predicted model, not a curated record. Bases 1 to 390 code for a protein of 129 amino acids. The transcript has a single exon.
AUGGAGGUCUAUGUGGACGAUUCUAUCGUCAAAAGCAAAGAAAAUGAAGACCAUGUUACGGACUUGGCUGAGACCUUCGCCACCUUUCGUAAACACCAAAUGAAGCUGAAUCCGAAGAAGUGUGUCUUCGGUGUGAAGUCAAGCAAGUUCCUCAGCUUCAUAGUCAGCAAGAGGGGGAUUGAUGCUAAUCCCGCCAAAGUACAAGCAGCUCUUGACCUCCCCGAGCCGAAAACGAGAAGGGAUGUUCAGCGCCUAACUAGCAGAAUGGCUACCCUGUCCAGGUUUAUCUCAAAAGCCUCAGACAAAGGGCUACCUUUCUUCAAAGUGCUCAAAAUCCCAAAGUCAAAAGAACUUAAUUGGGGAGACGAGCAGAAGCAAGCCUUUCAGUAG